CAAUUUCAUCCGAUCAUCAUCCUCAUCAUUUUUUUUAUUUGUGCCUCAUUUUUUGAUAUUUUUUUAGUUUUUUCUUUUCAAUUUUUUUGCUCACUCCAAAACACCACAUAUCUCUGAUUUACACCAUUUCUUUCUUUCGGUUUUUGCCAUUAAUUUCAAUUUAAUUUAAAAAAAUCCCGGUUACUGCCAUGACUACCGGUGAUACAGCAGCAUUGAUAGCUGAUCACUCAAGUAGUCAUCAUAAUCAUCAUAAUAAUUUGAAUCAACAUGAUCAACAACAAUCGAUUGAUCAUGAUGAUGAUAUUCAAUCAUCAACGAUUCAUUCUUCACCAUCAUCGAUGGCCAUGGAAAUAUUACCACCACCAUCAUUUCAACAACAACAACAAUCCGAAUUGACAAUCGACAUAACAAAAAAACUUCGUCUACUUAGUCCAGUUGGUGCCGAAGCUGCUGAAUAUGAUUGGCCAUUAGUUGUAUCGAAUAAAUUUAAUGCUGCAAUUGAAAUUAUUGAAACGAUACGUUUAGUUGCGGAAGAAUUUCCACCAUUAGAAACAGCAUUGAAAAAUAUAUUGGCCGAUUAUGAUACAUCUAGUUAUGAAAAAAUGAAAUGUUUUUGUGAUCGUUAUAAUAAAGUGAUCAAGGGAUCAGUGCAAAUGUGGAAAGGAACAUCGAUUCCUGAACCAGAAAAACGUCCAACGCUAGAAUUAUUAUCACAUAUAAUACAAAUGUGCUAUAAUCAUAGUGUUGGUGAUCCACAAAAAUUAAAUAAAUUUUAUGAACCAUUUUCACCCGAAGUUUAUGGCGAAACAUCAUUUCAAUUUGUUCAACAAAUGAUUGAUGAAAUUGGCCUGGGAAAAGAUGAUAUAUUUAUUGAUCUUGGCAGUGGUAUUGGACAAGUUGUAUUACAUGUUGCCGCUGCUGUUAAUUGUGUUCGUUGUAUUGGUAUUGAAAAAGCUGAUUUACCGGCUAGUUAUGCUGAGCAAAUGAAAAGACAAUUUCGAUUCUGGCUCAAAUGGUAUGGCCGUAAAUGUUCGAAUUUUGAAUUAUUUCGUGGUGAUUUUUUUGGCGAAGAAUUUAAAGAAAUGAUUUAUAAUGCCAAUUUCAUUUUUGUCAAUAAUUUUGCAUUUGGACCUGAAGUUGAUCAUCGUUUAAAGGGUUAUUUUCAAAAUUUAUUGGAUGGAUCGAAAAUUCUAUCAUCAAAAGCAUUUUGUUCAUUAAAUUUUCGCUUUUCACAAAGAAAUCUAUCGGAUAUUGGUGCAAUGAUGACUGUAAAAGAAAUCUUACCACGUGAUCAAUCAGUAUCAUGGACUGGUCGUCCAGUAUCAUAUUAUCUACAUACAAUUGAUCGUAAACAAUUAGCAAUUUAUUUUGAAAAAUCCAAAAAUCAUCGGUUAAAGAGCAACAACAAUGGCCAUAGCAGUAGUAGCACUAGCAAUAGCAGUCAAAGUAGCCAUAAUCGAAAAUUAUCAAAUCGAAAUCGUCAACAUCAACAUCAUCAUCAUCAUCAUCAACAACAAAAACAACAACCAUUGACAACAAUCACAGCAUCUAAUCAUCAUUCAAAUAUUAUUGUCAAUAAUAAUCAUCAUCAACAACAAAUUAAUAACAGUAACGGUUUAAAUAUUGAUGAUAACGAAUCGGAUUUAUAUCAAUCAAAUAGCAAUUUGAUUGAAAAAGAUGAAAAUAUGAUACCAAAUAAAUGGACAAGAAAAGCAUGGUCAGAAUAUAUAUCAUCAUCAACAAAUAGUAAUAAUAAUAAUCAUUCUGGCCAAAAUCAAAAUAGUAUUUUAGUGACAACAAAUGCAUCAUCCUCAUCGACUGUUAAUCAAACAACAACAGAAAUCGAUGAUGAUCAAUUAUCACCAUCACCAACAAAAUUAUCAACAACAACAAUAGUAUCAUCUCAAAAAAAUAAACGUAAUCGUGGUCGUCCUAGAAAAAUAAACAACAUUUCCAAUAACGAUAAUAAUAAUGUCGAUGACAUUGAUGAUAAUGGAAACUAUUUUUCCGGUAAUAAUGGAAUUGGCGGUGAAACUAGUCAAUAUGAUUUAAGUGGCAAUAAUAGUAAUAAUAAUUUGGAGCAAGAUGAUGAUGUUGAAAAUAAUAGAAUUACGAAUAUAGCACAGGAGGAAAAUGAAUCGGCGGUUGGUGAUAAUGAUGAGGAUGAGGAUCAUCAAUGUAAUAAUAAUCGUCGUGGACGUCCAAAGAAAACAUCAUCAUCAUCGGCACGUAAAAAAACUACUAGCCAUAAAACUAAACGAAAAUCAACAAUUUUUUCAACUGGACGUUCGAAAAAAUCAUUCAAAGGCAUAUCGAUGAAUAGUUUGGCUGUUUUGCAUGAACAAACUGUUCGAAGUACAACACAAGCCAUUAAUAAUGCCAAUUUAUCGACAAAUGGCCAUAUCCACCAUCAUCAUCCGCAUCUUCAUUAUCAUCAUCAUAAUAAUAAUAAUCAUCAUUAUCGACGUUAUCGUUCACCACCACCACCUGGAUGUGUUGAACAACGUCUUUGUUCAAGAUUGGGUGAACAAACUGUACAGGUGCCAAAUAUAACUGUUAUCAAUACGGAAUUGAUUGCAGCCGCUGCAGCUAAUGCUAGUUGUGAUUUAUCAUCACCGAUGACAGCUUUUCGACAGCAGAUGACACCACCACCACCAUCCGAAAAAGAUAAAGAUACUUCCGUCGCUGUUGAUGCUGAUGAUGGUUUGGAUAGUAAAACAAUAGAAAAAGAAAUAUCCGAAUCAAAACAGAUUAAAGAAUUUAAUGGAAUUCAUCUAUGUCGACCAUUGAAUCUAAAUGAAUUAUUAUAUCUAUAUGCUAAACAGAUUCAAAAUUUUAAUAUUUAUAUGAGUAAACCAGAAUAUUUGGAUAAUAUUCGACAAUCCAUUACUAAUUAUGAGAAUGAAAACGAUAAUGCCAAUUAUCAGAUAAAUCAGAUGAAUAAAAAAAUUUAUGAAGAUAAAUUCAACUUGAAACGUUAUCUUAAAGAUCUCAAUAUUGAAUCUAAUCAGGAUUUGGUUACAAGAAUUGAUGAAGUUACCGAUAGUGUAGCACAAUUAAAGCAACAAAUUUCCGAACUUAAAUGUUUAGUACGAACACGUGAAGAUGAAUUGAAUGAUCUAUGUGAUCAAGCUGAACAAAUUCAACGUCAGCGUCGUCAACGUGAACAACGACGACGUCGUGAACAGCGACAAUGUUUGAAUGAAAUGUUUGAACGUGAACAACAAUUACAACGACAAAUUGCCGAUCAACAAUGUCAAUUGGAAAAACAACAGCAACAAAUUCUUCAACAACAAAAGAAUCAAGAAACAACUCUAACAACAGAAUCGGCUACUGAUCAAGUAGAAUCACCAAAAAUAAGCUAUAAAGAAAUGAAAUAUAAAAAAUAUUUAAAACGUACCGCACGAACAACAACACCACCACCGCCACCCGUGUCCACAUCUAUUCCUUCUUCCACCACAACAUCCAUGGCUCCAAUGAUGGUCGCAUCCGAAUCGGUACCGAUGACACCACCAACACCGAUACCAACACCACCAUCAAAUAGUAGUAAUGAUGGUGGUGGUAGUAAUCAUUUGGAAUCAUCAAAAUCAUCCGAAGCAAUGAAAAUAGAUGUUAAUCGUAUCAAUUCGGUUAUUAUGAAAGGCUUCAAUGAAGAAAAAGCUCAAUCUGGUGGUGAACAGCAAACCAAAUCUACAAAUCAGCAACAAUUGAAACGACAAUCAUCAUUGUCGGCCAAUAAUUCAACAAAUACCAAUAUUAACGAUAAUUCAAAACAAACAAGUAAACGUACUAGAAAUAGUAAAAAAGAAACCCGAAUUGAAACAUUAAAAACAAAAAAAGGUGAUCAUCGUGAUAUAAUUAUGACAGCCGGAUGUUUAACAACUGUUGUUAAUCGUAAAACGACCAGCAACAAAACAAAUCAUUCAGAUUCAAAUAUCUCGGAAACGAAUUCAACUCCCAACAUGUCUAAUGUGAAUACGAAAACAAACGCAGAAACAAUAGCCAAAUCUAAAUUAUCAUCAUCAAAUUCGGAUGCUGAAUCACAGAAACCAUUUCCAUUCAAGUUGAAAAUUAAUUGUAAAGAAAGUAAAGUGAAAAUUUUGAAUGAAUCAGAAACAACGACAUUGAAUGAUUCAUUGACAACAGCAACGUCGACGACAAACAAACGAAAAUCAUCGACAGUAUCAACAGCCGAAUCAGCAUCUUCAGUCAAAAGUAAAAAGACAAGAUCAUCAGAAUUAUCAUCUGCUAAUCAUCAAUCAAACGAUAAUAAUACUGCUAGUCCGAUUGAAUUAAAACGACCAUCAGUUGUUAUAAAAUUAGGUUCAAAUGGACAAUAUUAUAGUCAAACAACAUUAAUUGAUGAUAAUAAUGAUAAAGACAAUGUUCAAACGAAUGAUGAUGGUGAUAAAAAACGAAUGAUCAAAACAGAUGAUCAUGAUGAUAAUUUAGAAUUGGGAAUCAAAAAAUCUAGUGAAUCAUCACCCAAAAUAACCAAUAAUACAGCAAAUGCAAGUAAUAAAGGAAAUAGCCGUAAAGGUCGUAAUAGUUCAACGGGUAAACAUUCGAAACAGCAACAAUCGGUAUCGAAUAGGCAAGAUGUUGUUGAUCAAUCAACCAUUAAUCCUGUAACAGCCACCGUCAAUAAUUCAAUGUAUCAACAACAAAAUGAUCAGCAACCACAACAGAAUCGGACAAUCACGACCAAUCAACAUUAUCAAAAACCGAUGCCAAAUCCACCACCACCAUCAUCAUCAUCAUCGACUACGAAUGCGGAUUUAGCUGUAAAUUAUGCGCUCAAUUUUUUCAACAAUAUUACCGAUGAAAUUGGAACAAAAAAUUCUUAUUUUAAUGCAGCUGCAGCUGGCUAUUUACAAGCUGCUGCUGUUAGUGGCCAACAUUUUAAUCCAAGUUUUUAUCAAUCACUUAAUCAACAUUCUCAUCAUCAUCAUCCACAACAUCAUAAUAAUCAACAUAAUCAGCAUGCACAUAAUUCAUUCGUCAAAAAUAAAUCCAAUUAUAAUACUGGUGAUCGUAAUUCAGAAUCAUUGAAUCAUCAACAGCCAAAAGAUUUUUAUGAUCAUGCAAUGCAACAAUUUGCUGCAGCCGGUGUUACCAACAAAGAAACUACUGAACAAUUUCUUCAUCAAUAUCAUGGAUUGAUGGGACAUUCUCAUCAUCAAUCAUCAUCGAUGGCAGCAACAACAACAAAUGGCCAUUUUGAUUAUCCAUCAACAUUGGCUGCAUGUCGUUUUCAAAAUAAUCAUUCGAUACCCGGAUCAACAGCAACAACAUCAUCAUCACAACAGCAGCCAACUUCUAAUGUUUACAUAUGAUUGUUGGUGGAUUAAUGACAGCUUCGAAUCAGCCAUUAAAUCAAACGAAGAUAUUAAUAGUAA
Messenger RNA from Dermatophagoides pteronyssinus (European house dust mite), 5399 nucleotides. It is a transcript of the gene gpp, whose product is annotated as DOT1 like histone lysine methyltransferase grappa. Gene Ontology annotation, molecular function: histone H3K79 methyltransferase activity. Gene Ontology annotation, cellular component: nucleus. Lineage: Eukaryota; Metazoa; Arthropoda; Arachnida; Sarcoptiformes; Pyroglyphidae. Gene Ontology annotation, biological process: DNA repair; DNA damage checkpoint signaling; regulation of transcription regulatory region DNA binding. The record is from RefSeq and is a predicted model, not a curated record.